Colletotrichum karsti is the source of this 1359-nucleotide messenger RNA. Its product is annotated as carboxylesterase type b. Bases 1 to 1359 code for a protein of 452 amino acids. The record is from RefSeq and is a predicted model, not a curated record. The transcript has a single exon. Lineage: Eukaryota; Fungi; Ascomycota; Sordariomycetes; Glomerellales; Glomerellaceae.
AUGAGUACCGCUGACUCCGUCAUCAUCGAACUUCCAGGAGGAAAGAUCACCGCAACGUCAAAUGGAACUCUGAUAAGAGCACGCGGAUGUCGCUACGCAUCUGCAUCCCGUUUCCAACGUCCGAACCCAGUCGAUAAGUGGGAUGAAGUCGCCGACUGUACCAAGCCUUCACCGAUUUGUCCGCAAGAUGUGCCCUCUGAGCUGGACUUCAUCACGGGCCCUAUCACAUCCGGACGUGAACAGAGCGAAGAUUGUCUUCAUCUCUCGGUCACAACAACCACUGAUGCACUAUCCAAUGGUCGCAAGCGUCCGGUGAUGGUGUAUCUACACGGAGGCGCCUACGUCUCAGGCGGUGCCGACCUGGAUUGCUAUGAACCAUCUGGUCUGGUGGAGCGUGGCGUGGUUGGCGUGAACGUUUCCUAUCGACUGGGGAUUUUCGGUUUCCAACCCAUCCCGGGCGUCGCCCCGGCGAACCUCGGUCUGAUGGACCAGAUCGAGGCUCUUCGAUGGAUUCAGAGGAACAUAUCAGCCUUCGGCGGAGACCCGGACAACGUCACAAUCUUCGGGCAGUCUGCGGGAGCGGCUUCCAUUCACUGCCUCAUGAUAGCCGACGGAGCCGAGGGCUUGUUUCACCGGGCGAUCCUGCAAAGCCCGCCUCUUGAGCACUGGACGCCCGAACGCGAGAACAUGGUCAAAGACUUGGGUGGUUUGGCCUGGGACGAAGUGCACCUCGACACGGGCACCAAGACGUCGGGAGAGAUGUUGGCACUCCAGCAGCAGCUGUUUCUCGUGGCUGCGUCGUACGGUUCGGCACACGCGCCGUUCAAACCACUUAUGGGACAUGAACCGCUCCCAAACCAAGACGAUGUAGCUGGGAGAAUUCGCCAUGCUGCAAAGCGAGUGCCUAUCAUGAUCGGAUACACGAAGAAUGAAGGGGUUCCAUUCGUGAGGUUGAAUAAAAGCUUACGUCCGUGGAUCGCCGUCGCCUUCAUUGGGUGGCUCAUCGAGUGGAUAGCAGCGUGGUUCGUCGGCAAGGUCUUCAAGUGGCUUAUCGACGGCUUUCAUGAAGAGUAUCGCCAAGCGGGAGGGAGAUCAAUCCUGUACCGCUUCAACUGGCGCCCCUCUCAUAGCUCACUGAGAGCACCUCACUGCAUUGAGCUGCCGUUUCUUCUCGGUUCCUGGUCAGCAUGGAAAGCUGCUCCGAUGAUAGGAGGCAAUAGCUCUAGAGAUACAGUAGAGGAGUUGGGGGCUAGAAUGAAAAGCAUGUGGGUAGACUUUGCGAGGGGAGAUAUGGACAAGGGUGCACAGCACUUCACUAUCAAAGGGGAUGAGGAUUAUUGGGAAGUUGUUCUUCGCUGA